Fundulus heteroclitus (mummichog) is the source of this 1897-nucleotide messenger RNA. Its product is annotated as striated muscle preferentially expressed protein kinase-like. Gene Ontology annotation, biological process: protein phosphorylation. The record is from RefSeq and is a predicted model, not a curated record. Bases 450 to 1673 code for a protein of 407 amino acids. NCBI's taxonomy places the organism in Eukaryota, Metazoa, Chordata, Actinopteri, Cyprinodontiformes, Fundulidae. The transcript is spliced from 7 exons. Gene Ontology annotation, molecular function: ATP binding; protein kinase activity.
GGGCAACUGUGUCCACUGGAAUAGCUGACUGCUACUACAAUGUCACUGACCUGCCUCCAGAGGGCAAUAUUAGGUUUAGAGUCUCCUGUGUCAACAAGGCAGGACAAGGUCCUCACAGCAAUUGCUCUCCUCCAGUCAGCCUGGAAUCAACAGGAGGAGGGGCUUCACCUGCAGUCGCCAUUGUAAAAACAGUCCCAGCUCCUCCAGAACUAGUGCUAACAAACUCUCAGCUCAACCCCCCCCCUGAAGUCAGAAUCACCUCCACUUCAACUUCCUCCGCUCCUCCCUCUUCUCUGACCUCUAACCUUCCAACAAGUCCUCCAUUACUGUCUGCAAGCACCACUCCUGAGGAAAAAGAAUGCAGCACUCUGCCAUCCUCUGCAACAGUCAAAGCCUCGCCAUCUUUUGUUUCACUGAAGCCCCAGAGUCCAAUAAAUGUGGUGACCCCUAUGACCCAGACCCCAAUCAUAUCCCCACCUCCUCUUGUAACCCCACCUUCCACCCCUACGAAAUCUUUAAUUGCAUCAGUGCCCACCUACAUCCCCACGACUGCUGCCACCGCACACGUGGUUCCCACUCCAGUGUCUUUUUCCCCUCAAGUGCUUCAGACCUCCAGCCUGAGCCCCAUCACCGAUGGGGCCAGCACCCCAACCAGAGGCACUCCAUCUGGACGCAUCACGCCGUCUACUGCCCUGCGACAAGGAGUUCCACAGAAACCAUACACCUUCCUAGAUGAGAAGGCCAGAGGUCGGUUUGGGGUGAUCCGUGAGUGCAGGGAGAACGCAACAGGGAAAAGCUACAUGGCCAAAAUCAUUCCGUACACCCAGGAGAACAAGCAGGUAGUGCUUAAGGAGUACGAGAUCCUGAAGUCGCUUCAUAAUGAGAAGGUUAUGGCUCUCCAUGAGGCCUACGUCACACCUCGCUACCUUGUGCUGGUGGCUGAGUACUGCACUGGCAAAGAGCUGCUGUACAGCCUCACUGACAGGUUUCGGUACUCCGAGGAUGAUGUGGUUGGCUACCUGGUUCAGAUUCUCCAGGCUGUGGAGUACCUCCAUAAUUGCAGAGUCCUCCACUUAGACCUCAAGCCCGAAAACAUCUUAGUGACCAACCUAAAUGUCAUUAAGUUAGUAGACUUUGGCAGUGCUCAGAGUUUUAACCCUCUUAACCUGGAACCCCGGGGCACAGAAACAGGAACACUGGAGUACAUGGCUCCUGAGAUGGUAAAGGGUGAAGUUGUUGGUCCUCCUGCUGAUAUUUGGACCGUUGGAGUUGUCACCUACAUCAUGCUUAGCGGCCGACAGCCUUUUGAAGAUAAGGAUCCUCGACGAGUUGAAUCUAAAAUUCUGGCAGCCGAGUUUGACCCAACCAAACUCUACCCAAAUGUCUCCCAAAGUGCCUCCAUUUUUCUCAAGAAGAUGUUGAGCAGUUAUCCAUGGGCUCGUCCAAAUACACGAGACUGCUUUACACAGGGCUGGCUGCAGGACUCUUACCUGAUGAAGCUUAGGAGGCAGACGCUCACCUUCACAUCCAGCCGACUGAAGGAGUUCCUGGUGGAGCAGCAGAGUCGUCGCAUGGAGAGUGCCACUAAGCACAAGGUGCUGCUGCGCACAUACCAGGGCUCACCACGCAGCCCUCUGUCUGGCACCUCACCACAUUUAUCCAGCCCACAGUGAAUGGCCAGGCUGGAUUUUGUAGAGUCGGAUCUGCCCCUAAAAGAACUACUGAUCCAUAGAAACUUGAGGAAAAGUACAGGUGGACUCACACAGGAGUCCACGUGUUCUUUUGGAACUAUUCAAGAAUCAGCAGGUGCUGCAUCUUGCAAUGCUGACCGUCAGAAUUGAUUCAUUCACAAACUACUCAUGUAUUAAACUACUCAAGUAUUAAAAUUAUAUCAAGA